AUGGAGGCUGUGUACUUUGCAAAUCUUCAUGAUCGAAUUCGGAUUUGGCACCUGAGUGAAUCCAAUGGUGAGGUAGAAUGGGUGUUGAAGAAUAGCAUUGGCCUUGUUGAGCCAUCGGCAAAUAUAUAUUCGCUCAACCCUUAUCGAAUCUGCGGACCUUGGAUAUUUGAUGACGAUCAUGUUCUUGACAAAUAUGGCAAUAGCAAAAGGCUUGAGAAUGUGAUUUCUGAUUGGGACUGGGAUGAUGAUAAUAUUCUCGAUGAGUGUGGACGUCAUCCUGGAUACUGUCCGUUACUUGGAUGUCCAUUACUUGGGUUUCACCCCUACAAAGAUAUUGCUUUCUUCCAUCUGGGGUUAAAAGCAGUGGCUUAUCAUUUUGAUAGCUCAAAAGUUCAGUACAUAGGCUAUAUGCGUCCACGAAUUCAUAUCUCAUGGUCCGUUGAUGAGUCCUUUAUAUACACCCCUUGUAUGAUUGGAGAUCUUCCAGAGAAGACUAAAAGUUAG
Molecule: messenger RNA, 504 nt
Organism: Triticum turgidum subsp. durum (durum wheat)
Lineage: Eukaryota; Viridiplantae; Streptophyta; Magnoliopsida; Poales; Poaceae
Source: the annotation of a GenBank genome assembly